Molecule: messenger RNA, 1703 nt
Organism: Penicilliopsis zonata CBS 506.65
Lineage: Eukaryota; Fungi; Ascomycota; Eurotiomycetes; Eurotiales; Aspergillaceae
Exons: 3
Coding region: 283-1626 (447 amino acids)
Cellular component (GO): membrane
Molecular function (GO): sucrose:proton symporter activity
Source: RefSeq, a predicted model, not a curated record
CGACACAUCUCGAGAAGGGAAUUUCCAGCGCCUCCAGCCUUGAUAAUCAUGCCGUAUGCACUGCUCAAUACGGGAAGCGAUGAGUGCCUCUCGUUGGAAAUGGAGGAGGAGGAAUCUCCCCUCCCGUCGCCGUCGAGAUCGAAGCCGUAUUUGAUGAUGGCAACCGUCAGCCUGGCCGGUGCCCAGGCGGCAUUUUCGAUCCAAUUCGCAUACGGAACGGUGUGUACUAGUCCUGCCACUUCCAGUUACUAGCACAGAGGAAUGGAAGUGAUGACAGCAGCUAUGAAACAGAAUUACCUCGCCUCUCUAGGACUGAGUCCAGCGUUGGCCAGCAUCGUCUGGCUGAUCCCCCCGCUAUGUGGCGGCAUCAUGCUCCCCGUCUUCGGAGCCAUAAGCGACCAAUGCCCGGCCACCUUCUUCUUCUUCUUCUCCAGCGGGAAGAGAAAGCCCUUCAUCGCGGGAGGGGCCUUGACUCUUGCGGCCAGUCUUCUCGUCUUCGCCUGGAGCGGCGAUCUGGCUCGAUCCCUCGACGGUUCGUGCCGGCCAGAUCGGCUUCACAGCUGUGCCUUGGCGCGCGACAUCUCCGUCCUGUCUAUUCUGGGCAUGAAUGUCUCCGUUCAAGCCCUGCAGGCGGGCGUGCGUGCUCUGAUGGUGGAUGUCUGCGGCGUGGAGCAGCAGUCCCAGGUUAACGCCUGGGCCGGGCGGAUGGUCAACGCGGCGAACGUGGUCUAUUACGGCCUCGCGUCGAUGGAUCUUCGACGGCUGUUGCCUUUCUUCGGCGAUACGCAGUUGAAAGUGAACUGUGCGCUUUGCGCCUGUAUUCUCCUCGUCACAGGCGGUCUUACAUGCAGCAUUUCUACGGAAGAGACCGCGACGCGGCCGUCCCGCUGGUCGGGCAUUCGUGAGCGCUUCCGAGAUGUGAUUUCGGUCCUGCUCUCGCCCGAUCUGCUUCAUAUCCAGGCCAUCCAGUUUCUUACCUGGUUUGCUUGGUUUCCAUACAUGAUGUACAUUCGAAGUUAUCUGGAUGGCUUUGGGAUGAAAUCCACACCCAGUACAACGGUACAAUACGGCUCUCUGGCUCUCUUGUUUCAAUCUGUUAUUGCGCUACUGGUGAUCACCCUUCUCCCUCCACUUGCCAGUCGCAUAACCAAGCGUCGCAGCGCUGGGGAUAACACAUCCACCGCCGACGGGAACGGCUUCGACUGGAAGACACACCGGAACAUCUGGGCUGCCGCGCAGGUCAUCUUCGCGAGCGCCCUGUUGGGAAUCACGUUGACGAGCUCGGGCAUAGUGAGGGUCAUCCUGGUGGGACUGACGGGGACCAGCUGGGCGGUGAUCCAGUGGGUGCCGUUCACAUUUAUGACGGUCAAGAUCCGGGCUUCUUCCACCGCGGCGUGCUAUCUGACCUACAAGGAAGAUUCUCGGAACGUCGGCGCCAUGGUUGGCUUGUUCAACCUGUCGAUUGUCAUCCCGCAGCUGGUGAGCAUGCUCCUGAGCAGUCUCAUUUUCUCUGCCAUGACAGACCUGCUGCAUGGACCGGCGGGAUGCAGUCGACUUAUCUUCUUUAUAAGCAGUUUGAUGUCUUUUCUGGGGGUUGUACUUACCACGAGACUGAAGUUUAUGUAGAUAGACAGACAGAUAGAUGCCUCAUAUAUAGGACGAGUAGAAGAAGCCAGUACUUGAUUAGAUAUGUAUCUCUUACU